Mycosarcoma maydis (corn smut) is the source of this 483-nucleotide messenger RNA. RefSeq lists its product as uncharacterized. The record is from RefSeq and is a predicted model, not a curated record. Bases 1 to 483 code for a protein of 160 amino acids. The transcript has 5 exons. NCBI's taxonomy places the organism in Eukaryota, Fungi, Basidiomycota, Ustilaginomycetes, Ustilaginales.
AUGUCGAUUCCAAGCAUCAACCUCGAGCACGCAUUUACGCUUAAACUGCCCAUCGGACCGUCACUUGCGAUUCCCGGCACCCCGGUUGGUGAUCGCUCUUACAUCCCCGUGCUGGGCGGAACACUGACAGGAGACGGCCUUGAAGCCAAAAUUACCCCCGGCGGCGACUAUGCCAUUGUCAAGGACGGCUGGGGCAAGCUCGACGUGCGCGUUCAUGCCGUGACGUCUGAUGACGAGGUCAUCUACAUCCAGUACUAUGGUCAGCUCGAAGUCACGCCCGCCGUGGGCAAGAUCUUGGGUGGCGACGCAGCAGCCAGGUCGACCAACUUCGACGACGGAUACCUCUUGACAACCCCAGUCCUCGAAGCGCCCGUCAGCUCGAAACAUGCCUGGGUCAACCGUACCAUCUUUGUUGGCAAGGGAAAGCUUGAGGUUCUGAGCGACGGCGUCACUGUUGUGUACGAGAUCUUCAAGGCCAAGUGA